CAAUUUGUCAACUUGGCUCUGCAGCGAAAGUGACACGCAAACAAAUUCCAAACAGCUGUGUAACAGCUAGAAAGAAAAAAUUUAGCAAUAAACUAAUUUUAAAGUAUAUAAAUAUAAAUAUGUCUGCUAUCGAUGAAUUACAGGCGAAAAUCGCCGAACUAAAAGUCGAAUUGGAGCGGCAAAAUAGUGUGACCAGAGCGGCGCGAGAGCGCAUUGAAAAAAUGUCUGCAGAGGUAGUGGACUCCAAUCCUUACAGUCGCCUUAUGGCACUCCAACGCAUGGGCAUUGUUAAAGAAUAUGAGCGAAUACGGGAAAAAACCGUGGCUGUAGUUGGUAUCGGUGGCGUUGGCAGCGUUACGGCUGAUAUGUUAACGAGAUGUGGCAUUGGUAAACUAAUACUUUUUGAUUACGACAAAGUUGAGUUGGCAAACAUGAAUCGGCUAUUCUUCACUCCUGAUCAAGCGGGUUUGUCAAAGGUGGAGGCGGCAGCUCGCACUUUAAGCUUCAUUAAUCCUGAUGUACACAUCGAGACGCACAACUAUAACAUAACUACAGUGGAGUCAUUCGAUAAGUUCUUGAACACAAUUUCUCACGGUGGCAUACUGGCAAAUACGUCAGUUGACCUUGUCUUAAGUUGUGUAGACAAUUUUGAAGCUCGCAUGGCAAUCAACGCCGCUUGCAAUGAACUCGGCUUGAAUUGGUUCGAAUCAGGCGUUUCAGAGAAUGCUGUUUCAGGGCAUAUACAAUUUAUACGUCCCGGAGAAACUGCAUGUUUCGGUUGUGCUCCACCUCUGGUGGUAGCAGAAAAUAUAGACGAGAAAACUCUUAAACGUGAGGGAGUAUGUGCCGCUUCACUUCCCACCACGAUGGGAAUAACAGCAGGUAUUUUGGUUCAAAACACACUCAAGUAUUUGCUCAAUUUCGGUGAGGUAUCUGAUUAUUUGGGCUAUAAUGCAAUGAAUGACUUCUUUCCGCGAAUGAGUUUGAAACCAAAUCCGCAAUGUGAUGACCGGCAUUGUCAAGAACGUCAAAAAGAAUAUCAAUCGUGUCCAAAAGCUAUCGUGGAAGAAAGUAUUGUAGAAGACGAUGCGCCACUGCAUGAAACAAAUGAGUGGGGUAUUGAGUUGGUGGAUGACUCGCCACCAGUGGCGCAAGCGACUGGAGGCUUAAACCCUACAGUGUCUGGUAGUGAUGUUGCAGCGGGGCUGCGUUUGGCUUAUGAAGCACCUGACAACACAGCAGCAGACUCAUCAACAGUUACUGGAACUACUAAUGUGGAUUUAGAUGAUUUGUUUGCGCAAAUGAAGGCAUUAUAAGACCAAGUGAUAAAAUUUGAGAUACUAAAAUAUUCCAAUAAAUAAUAUUAUACAAUUUUUCAAUGCAUAA
Messenger RNA from Anastrepha obliqua, 1386 nucleotides. It is a transcript of the gene Uba5, whose product is annotated as ubiquitin-like modifier-activating enzyme 5. Bases 120 to 1316 code for a protein of 398 amino acids. Gene Ontology annotation, biological process: protein ufmylation. Lineage: Eukaryota; Metazoa; Arthropoda; Insecta; Diptera; Tephritidae. Gene Ontology annotation, cellular component: cytosol; cytoplasm. Gene Ontology annotation, molecular function: UFM1 activating enzyme activity. The transcript has 2 exons. The record is from RefSeq and is a predicted model, not a curated record.